UCCUCCGGUGCUCCCAGCUUCAUCCUCAGCCAAGCGGAGCCGCGGGAGAAGCCAGGCCCGACAUGACAGCACCGGGACGGGAGAAGAAAGUCCGUCUGCAGCCGCGUGUGACCGUCCGGCCGGAGGCGGUGUGGGCUGCGGGUCGCUAUGCCGUGCUGGCCGCCCUCUGUGCCCUGUGCUACAGCAACUCUCUCCGCGGGGAGUUGGUGCACGACGAUGUGUGGGCUAUCAUCAACAACCCGGACGUACGACCGGGCUCCAGCCUCAGAAACAUCUUCAGCAACGACUUCUGGGGCAAGAGGAUGGCGGACAACACGAGCCACAAGUCCUACAGACCGCUGUGCAUCCUCACCUUCAAGUUGAACAUCCUGUUGGGUGGCAUGACGCCUCUGUAUUUCCACGUCGUCAAUGUGUGUUUGCACUGCGCCGUAACCUGCCUGCUCAUGCACACGUGUGAGCGCUGCGUGUUCGAAGACUCGCGCCUGGCUUUCAUCACGGCGCUCCUCUUUGCCGUGCACCCUGUCCACACCGAGGCCGUGUCUGGAAUCGUGGGCAGGGCUGAUGUCUUGGCCUGUUUGCUGUUCUUGCUGACGUUCCUCUCCUAUAUUAGGAGUGUGGGUGUGUGCGUCUCCGAGGACUCUCUGCCCUCCACCGUCUCGGGGCGGUCUCUGUUCGCCAGUCUGUUGCUGGGCACCUGCGCCAUGCUGGUGAAGGAGACGGGCAUCACCGUGUUCGGGGUGUGCGCGCUCUACGACGCCCUGGUGCUCUGCCGCAAGCCUCUCAUCUAUCACCUGUCCGGCUCCAGACUCAGGGACAUCCUCUACAUCUGCAGCCCUUUCAUCAAACGAGCUUGCAUCAUCUUCUGCUAUGUGGUGAUCAUCAUGUCGGUCAGGCUGUGGCUGAUGGGAGGAUCCAUGCCUCUCUUUUCUGAACAGGACAACCCCGCCUCCUUCUCGCCUCACCUGCUUACCAGGGUUUUGACCUACUCGUACCUGCUGUCAUUUAAUGCCUGGCUGCUGCUGGCCCCCAUCGUGCUGUGCUAUGACUGGCAGGUGGGCAGCAUUCCCCUGGUGGAGGCGCUGGGUGACGUACGCAACGUGGCCACUGUGCUGCUGGCUGUCGUGAUGGUUGCCCUCUGCCUGCACUGCAUCUUCUCACUGCAGAAACAGGAGAGCAGGGAGGUGUUGGUGGGAAUGUUGUUUCUGGUAUUUCCCUUCAUUCCUGCCAGUAACCUCUUCUUCAGGGUUGGAUUUGUCGUGGCAGAGAGGGUUCUCUACAUGCCGAGUAUGGGUUACUGUAUCCUGGUGGCUCACGGCCUGGGCCGGCUGUGUUCGGUGGUUGGCCGUUGGGGCACCACGGUCCUCAGUGUCUCCAUGCUGCUGCUGCUCCUGCUCUUCUCCUGGAAGACCGUCCAGCAGAACCACGUCUGGCUCUCCAGGGAGGCCCUCUUCCGGUCUGGUAUCCAGACUCUGCCUCACAACGCCAAAGUCCACUACAACUUCGCCAACUUCCUGAAAGACAGUGGUCGGCACCAGGAGGCCAUUCACCACUACACCACUGCCCUCAGGUUAUAUCCCCGUCAUGCCAGCGCCAUGAACAACCUCGGCACUCUGACACGCAGCCCAGAGGAGGCUGAGCGUUACUACAGGAAAGCACUGGACACCAACCCUCAGCAUAACCGAGCUCUCUUCAACCUGGGAAACCUCCUCAAGUCCCAGGGGAAGGAGAAAGAGGCUGAGGCUCUGCUGAAGGACUCAAUCCGCUUCGGUCCACAUUUUGCUGAUGCUUACUCCAGUCUGGCGUCACUCUACGCGGAACAGAAGCGCUUUCCUGAAGCCAAUGAAGUGUAUCUGAAAGGCAUCGAGAACUGUCCUGACAGCUCCGACCUGCAUAAUAACUAUGGAGUGUUUCUGGUGGAUACGGGAGAGGGGGAGCUGGCAGCCGCUCAUUACCAGCAGGCAGUUCGACUCAAACCAGCGCACUAUGUUGCCAUGGUGAACCUGGGCCGCCUUCUCCGAUCGUCCAAUGAGAACAAAGAAGCGGAGUCUUGGUACAAGAGGGCGCUGCAGGUGACGAGGAAGGUGGACAUCCUGACACCGCUUGGAGCACUGUACUACAACACUGGCCGCUACGAGGAGGCCCUGCAGGUGUACAGAGAGGCCGCCGCCCUUCAGCCAGAGAGCACCGACAUCUGGCUGGCUCUGGCUCAGGUUUUAGCCAUGGCCGGUCGUACCAAAGAGGCAGAGAAGAUGACCUUGGACAUCAUAUCCAGAGAAGGCAGCUGUAUUGAAUGUUACCGCCUCCUGUCUGCCAUCUACAGCAAGCGUGGCAACUUCACAGAGGCCCUGGAUGCUCUGGACAGGGCCCUGCAGCAGAAUCCCAGUGAUCUGACAGUGAGAGCUGAGCUGUAUUUCUCCAAAGGAAACCAGCUCAGAGAGAUGAACCAGCUGGACAGAGCCUUUGAGAGCUACAAGCUGGCUGUUGAACUCAAACCUGACCAGUCCCAGGCCUGGAUGAACAUGGGAGGGAUUCAGCACAUCAAGGGAGACUAUGCAGCAGCCAGGAUGUACUACCAGCGAGCCCUGCUUCUCAGUCCUGGUUCCAAACUCCUGAAAGAAAACCUGGCCAAGCUGGACCGUCUAGAGAGGAGACUGACAGGGGGGGCGUAGACCACCACGGUCCCACAGACGCUGCAUCAUCCUGGGCACGGAUCAGGGGAGGAGGGCGCCGUCCAGACCUCUGGAGCCCAAACACCAGUCACCAGGCUGCUGGAUAAAACGGACCUGGUUACUAAGACAAAGGAGGACGGUGAACUUGUCAGGACUUCAGAGUGUUCGGUGUGCCGGAGCCAAGGAGACUGGUCGAGCCACAGUCCAGAAGCCUUUCCUGGGGGGUAAACAGAGAGGAAUGGCUGGUUGAAGAGCGCUGUGAGCUCCAUGUAAUUCCCUGUCUGCAUCAGCUUUACUUCAACAUGCAUAUCUGCUUGAGACAUUUGUGUUUGGUUGAUUUAUUAUUUAGGUUCCAGAGAGUCAUUUCCUUUAUGAAACUAAUCACAGAUUAUAACUGAGUCCUCUGCUCUGCCUAUGAGAAUUAUUCAUGUAUUUACAUUAGUGCUGUGAACGUGUGUGCAAAAUGUUACCAUGAAGGGAAUGAGCAGUUCAUUCUUCACCUUUGUGAAUAGUAUGUGUAACAAAAUAUUCUGAGCUCAAAGGUUCGCCAGUUUUUCAGAGCUUUCAACCACAAGGUCAAGGUCUUCUUCAACGGAGCUGGCUCAGGUGUCAUUAUGUGACUGGAGAAAGGAACAUCAGUCACAUGAUAACAAGCUGUCAGUCAGCACCACCAGGAGUCAGUGGACGGCAGAAGGAAGAUUAAGGAGGAUAUUCACAGCUGACACCAGUGAGCAGAGCUGUGAUAAGAUCAUAGGCAGGACUUUAAGCUCUGGUAACAUUUCUGUGAAUGAAACUUGGCCCACAAGUGGAGCAGAAAAAAGGUAGCCUUGUGUAGCAAUUAAGGGACGUCGAUUAAGCUAAUGAUCAAAUCUCACAAAACAGCAGCUCCGCACGAACAGAUGGUUUUCAUGGGGCUUAGAGAGUUUGUGGAUCUGACUUGAAACACUUGGAAGACCCACACAAACAAGACAUGGAAAAAUAAGAGAGGUUUAGAAUGAGAGUAGGAAACUGCUCCUACACAAGGCCUAUUAUUGUUUCACUGUAGAACACUGGUCAUUUCCACUUGGUGCUUUUUUUUUUUUUUUUACCUCACAAACCGUCUUUAGCUGAACGCAGACACAGAGGACACAUUAAUCACACAGUUGGCAGGUAACGUCGGUCAUAUUACUUUAGUUGCAGAUGAUAAAACCUGCCGUCAGUACCACCGCCUAACAAUGAGAAUCGUGCUUAUCUGAAUGUGUUAAUGUCUGAGUGUGACGAUCUGACGUAUCAUCUGUUGUCCGUCGGCCGUCGUCGACACCGAGAAAUGUUCCUUUCCCUCUCACUCUUCGACAUGAUUGGCUGCUUUUUUUGGAUUGAUUCAAAAGACUAAAGUCCAUGUGACGUCAAAGUUAAGCCGUAGGUCUUUCUUUCAGUUUGUCAGGCCAAGUCAAUUUAUGAUCUUUACAGCGUACGACAGCCGCGCUCCAUGGAACCUGUAAAGAAUAGACCAACAUAGCAAAAUUACAAUAUGGACGAUCAUGAUGAGAAAAACUAUAGAAGUCAUCAGACUCAUGAAGUCAUGUGACUGAAGACCACAACUAACACCUGAGCUGGCUGCACUCGAUGAAGAAGACUGAAAGCUCAGAAAACUAAGUAAGGGACUUUUGAGUUUGGAUCACCGUGUUGCACCAGAAGGGAAUGGUUUGGCACAAGAUUAACACUGAUCCCACUCUCUGUCGGCUCAUCAGUGAAUAUAACAAAAAGUAAAAAUCUGUAUAGAUCUCAGAUUAUAUGACUUAUUGAAAAAUGAUUCCUAACAGACAGAAACUAUUCCACGUUCAUCUGACCUCCGUGCCCAGAACUAGCUACAGUACGCGAACCUUCUGCAAGUAUAAUAAGCUCAGUGUGAGUGUCAGUGUGAGGAGUUGAAACUUGUGGCUUCACGCGUACCAUAACCUCUGAAGAUUGCCAUUUGGUUGCUUGUUGUGGUUUUGUUGACAUUGAUGUUGAUUGUGAAUGAAUUUUGAAGUGAAAUGACAAUGGGGUGAAAAUGAAGUGACUAGUGCAAUGACUGACUUGCACC
Seriola dumerili (greater amberjack) is the source of this 4734-nucleotide messenger RNA. It is a transcript of the gene tmtc1, whose product is annotated as transmembrane and tetratricopeptide repeat containing 1. Lineage: Eukaryota; Metazoa; Chordata; Actinopteri; Carangiformes; Carangidae. The transcript has 19 exons. Gene Ontology annotation, biological process: protein O-linked glycosylation via mannose; RNA processing. The record is from RefSeq and is a predicted model, not a curated record. Bases 63 to 2669 code for a protein of 868 amino acids. Gene Ontology annotation, molecular function: protein binding; mannosyltransferase activity.